This is a messenger RNA of Scomber japonicus (chub mackerel), 990 nucleotides long. RefSeq lists its product as uncharacterized. Lineage: Eukaryota; Metazoa; Chordata; Actinopteri; Scombriformes; Scombridae. The record is from RefSeq and is a predicted model, not a curated record. Gene Ontology annotation, biological process: nucleosome assembly. Gene Ontology annotation, cellular component: nucleosome. The transcript is spliced from 6 exons. Bases 4 to 990 code for a protein of 328 amino acids. Gene Ontology annotation, molecular function: DNA binding; protein heterodimerization activity; structural constituent of chromatin.
AACAUGAGUGGAAGAGGCAAGGGAGGAAAGGGACUCGGUAAAGGAGGCGCCAAGCGUCACCGUAAAGUUCUCCGUGAUAACAUCCAGGGAAUCACCAAACCCGCCAUCCGCCGUCUGGCUCGCCGCGGUGGUGUCAAGCGUAUCUCCGGUCUGAUCUACGAGGAGACCCGCGGUGUGUUGAAGGUCUUCCUGGAGAAUGUCAUCCGUGAUGCCGUCACCUACACCGAGCACGCCAAGAGAAAGACCGUGACAGCCAUGGAUGUGGUUUAUGCUCUCAAGAGGCAGGGACGCACUCUAGAGACAGCUCUCUUUAUCAGAAGUAAACGACAAGCAAUGGCAAGAACCAAGCAAACCGCCCGUAAAUCCACCGGAGGCAAAGCCCCCAGGAAGCAGCUGGCCACCAAGGCUGCCCGUAAGAGCGCCCCGGCCACCGGUGGAGUGAAGAAGCCCCAUCGUUACAGGCCCGGUACCGUGGCUCUCAGAGAGAUCCGUCGUUACCAGAAAUCCACCGAGCUGCUGAUCCGCAAGCUGCCCUUCCAGCGUCUGGUCAGAGAAAUCGCUCAGGACUUCAAGACCGACCUCCGCUUCCAGAGCUCUGCUGUCAUGGCUCUGCAGGAGGCCAGCGAGGCUUACCUGGUCGGUCUGUUCGAGGACACCAACCUAGCAGUACCAGUAAACAUGAGUGGAAGAGGCAAGGGAGGAAAGGGACUCGGAAAAGGAGGCGCCAAGCGUCACCGUAAAGUUCUCCGUGAUAACAUCCAGGGCAUCACCAAACCCGCCAUCCGCCGUCUGGCUCGCCGCGGUGGUGUCAAGCGUAUCUCCGGUCUGAUCUACGAGGAGACCCGCGGUGUGUUGAAGGUCUUCCUGGAGAAUGUCAUCCGUGAUGCCGUCACCUACACCGAGCACGCCAAGAGAAAGACCGUGACCGCUAUGGAUGUGGUUUAUGCUCUCAAGAGGCAGGGACGCACCCUGUACGGUUUCGGAGGUUAA